AUGAAGGGAAUUGCUCUUCUUUCGCUUUUUAGCGCUGCACUAGCUCAUCCGGCUGGCCUUUGGUGGGGUACCGAUGUCUGCUACACCAGUCCAGAGAACACCGACAAUCAGUGCUCCGAUGUUCAGCAGAAAGGCUUCGACUUGUCUGAGUUGGCAAACGGUGACAAUUGGAGCUUUGAAGGCUUCCACUUCGUUGGCCUCGAGCCCAAGAAUGGCUGUCAUGGAUCUAGUUACGGGGGUACUUGCCUUGGGGGAAAGCUUUCUCGUGAUGAUGACUGGACAAUCAAGAUUUCCGCCGCCGACGCUCCAUUCUCAAUCCGAAACUUCCAUCUUUCAACUUCCCGGAACACUGAUAUCUUCAUCAUCUAUGAGAUGCCCGAUGGUUCUUCCUGUCACCAUGUCACUUCGAGCUCGUACAAGGGAACCGAUGUUGGCAAUGACCAGUGUGGCGGUGCUGUUUCAGUCGAGUUCACGCUUCCUGAAGAGAGCAAGUUUGGUGAUUGUGAUCUCGAGAUCCAUUCAAUCGACUUUGACUGCUCUACUGGGUCCAAGCCACCAGUUCCUGUCAUUGAACCCCCUCACUCUCACUCUCACUAUCACUCUGAGCCUAGUCCGAGCUCGACUGUUUCUUUGCCUCCUUUCCAUUCAACCUCAUCCGUGCCGCAGGUUCCUACGACUAGCAGCUCUUUCCAGCAUUGGACGACUUCCACGGUCUGGACUACCGAGGAGAUCACCAUCACCCAAUGCCCACCAACCGUGACUAACUGUCCUGCUCAUUCAACUGUUUUGAUUACAUCUACAUAUCCACUGUCAACCACAGUCUGCCCAUCUACGCCCGUGCAGACGGUUCCUUCGGACCCCCCGAAGUCGACUGCUUCCUUGCCUCCUUUCCAUUGGACCUCGUCUGUGCCGGAUGUUCCUACGACUAGCCAUUCUUGGCACCAUAUGACGACUUCCACAGUCUGGACUACUGAGGAGAUCAUCGUCACUAAAUGGGCAUCAGCUGCAACUGAAUGCCCUAGUUCAAGCGUUCUUACUACCUCUACACAUCCACUGUCAAGCACGCCCUGCUCGUCUACGCCCGUGCAAACGUCUUCUAGCACAAGUUGUGCCUCAUCUACGCCCGUGCAAACGUCCACUAGCACAAGUUGCACCUCGUCUACGCCCGUGCAAACCCCUAGCACAAGCUGCACAACAUCUCAUUUCGUUCAUUCGCACACUACUCCCAUUAGUACCCCAACCCCAAUCGCGCCCAGCCCGCCCGUUGUUACUGCCCCUUGCCCCAACGUGGUCCCCAAGUGUCUCAACACAUGGCUCUCUAUUCCUAAGUGUGACUCCAACAGCGAUGUGGGAUGCUUCUGCCCAUCCACCGAGUUUACGGACAAAGUUAGCGGGUGCAUUCGGGCCUGGAGCACCUCCCAGACGGAGGAAGAUUCCGCCCUUGCUUACUUCGCUGGUAUUUGCGCCCCCUUCGUCCCGGAGAACCCUGCUAUUGUAGACAUUGCUACAACCUGCACUUCUCCCCUCGUUCCCAAGACCACUGCUGGCCCUCACAUCACUGGCAACACACGUACCUUUGUUGAGACUGUAGCCACGACUGUCCCUCAGGCUCCCUGUACCACCAUCAGCUGGGCCUCGCACACAGCAACUGUGCCGCUCGUUGAGUUCAGCACGGUCACUUGUUCCUCAACAACAUCUGUGAAUCUGGUGGUUGUUACUACGACCAGUACUCCUUCCAAGACCCAUCACUAUGCGCACGCGUCCUCUUCGAAGAUGACAACUAGCUGCAAGCCCACCUCUUCUCUUCCGCCAACUGCCCCUGGGAUCACUGUCUCCAAGCCUUCAGGAUCCGAGCCAACUGAAACUGUCGCUUACGGAAAUGUUGGAUCGAAACUACCCUUGUGUAGUCUCUGGGCUUUUGGUAUUUCCCUUUUGGCGCUUUUCAUCUAA
Penicillium roqueforti is the source of this 1950-nucleotide messenger RNA. RefSeq lists its product as uncharacterized. The record is from RefSeq and is a predicted model, not a curated record. Bases 1 to 1950 code for a protein of 649 amino acids. The transcript is spliced from 3 exons. Lineage: Eukaryota; Fungi; Ascomycota; Eurotiomycetes; Eurotiales; Aspergillaceae.